AUGAAAUUUUCAACCGCCGUUGGUAUGGCCGGUAUCGCUUCUCUUGCGUCCGCUGCCUCCCUUAAUUUCGAAGCCGAUUCUGCUUCUAACCUUAACGCUAACUCAAAGGGCCUUGAUGCCAACUCUGAAUCUCACUCUGAAGGUUCUGCUAAUGUUGGUAAUGCUAAUGCUGCUUUUGAAUCAGACCGUGAAUCUGAUCUUUCUGUUAAAAACAGUGAAAGAUCUUUUAUUGAAGCUUCUGGUGGAGCCUCAAGCAGUUUCUCUUCUUCAAACAGCAAAGAAUCAAGCUCUUUCCAAGCUUCUGGUGGUGCUUCUGGUAGUGUUUCUGCUUCCAACAGCAAAGAAUCAAGCUCUUUAGAAGCUUCUCACGAAGCUCACGGUAGCAUUUCUGCUUCCGAUAGUGAAAACUCCAGCUCUUUACAAGCCUCCGGUGAAGAAUCAGGUAGUAUCUCUGCUUCCAGCAGCAAAGAAUCAAGCUCUUUAGAAGCUUCCGGUGAAGCUCAUGGUAGCGUUUCUGCUUCCAACAGCAAAGAAUCAAGCUCCUUAGAAGCUUCUGGUGAAGCCUCUGGUAGUAUCUCUGCCUCUAACAGCAAAAACUCUGGCUCUUUAGAAGCUUCUGGUGAACAAUCAGGUAGCAUCUCUGCUUCCAACAGCAAAGAAUCAAGCUCUUUCGAAGCUUCUGGUGAAGCUUCUGGCAGUGUUUCUGCUUCCAACAGCAAAAACUCUGGCUCUUUAGAAGCCUCUGGUGAAGCUUCUGGUAGUGUUUCUGGUUCUAACAGCAAAGAAUCAAGCUCUUUUGAAGCUUCUGGUGAAGCUCAUGGUAGCGUCUCUGGUUCUUGGGGUGAAGAUGCUUCAAGCGCUGCUGGUACUUCUACUGAAUCUACUGCUUCUUACGCUCUUGGUACUCCUGAAUACGUUUCAGCUUCAGCAUCUUAUGCUCUUGGUACUCCUGAAUACGUCUCUGCUUCUUCUUCUGCUCCUGCUUGGUCUUCUGAAGAAGCUUCUUCAAGUGUUACCUUCUCUUCUGAACAAGGUCAUGUUGUCACCAAAACUGCUGAAUCUACCACCAUGGUCACUGUUACCUCUUGUGGUCCAUCUGGUUGUCACACUGACUCCCACCAAACUGGUGUUGAUGUUGUUACCGUCACUACUGAUGAUGUUGUUACCUCAUUCACUACUUACUGUCCAUUAACUGAAACUAAAUCUUAUGGUUCUGAAUCUACUUCUAUUGCCAUUCCAUCAUCUGUUGUUACUGCUCCAGCCUCAUCCUCUGCUCCAGCCUCAUCUGCUGCUGCUUCAUCAUCCGCUGUUGCUUCCUCAUCUGCUGCUGCUUCAUCAUCCGCUGUUGCUUCCUCAUCUGCUCCAGCUUCCUCAUCUGUUGCUGCCUCCUCUUCUGAACAAGGUCAUGUUACCACCAAAACUGCUGAAUCUACCACCAUGGUCACUGUUACCUCUUGUGGUCCAUCUGGUUGUCACACUGACUCCCACCAAACUGGUGUUGAUGUUGUUACCGUCACUACUGAUGAUGUUGUUACCUCAUUCACUACUUACUGUCCAUUAACUGAAACUAAAUCUUACGGUUCUGAAUCUUCUUCUGUUGCCAUUCCAUCAUCUGUUGUUUCUGCUCCAGCUUCCUCAUCUGCUGCUUCCUCAUCUGCUGCUUCAUCUGCUGCUUCCUCAUCUGCUGCUUCAUCUGCUGCUUCCUCAUCUGCUGCUUCAUCUGUUGCUUCCUCAUCUGCUGCUCCAUCUUCAUCCGCUGCUCCAUCAUCUGCUGCUCCAUCAUCAUCUGCUCCAGCUUCCGAAGGUCACUACACUACCGUUACUGCUACUGAAUCUACUAUGGUUACUGUCACCUCUUGUGGUCCAUCUGGUUGUCACACCCACUCUCAACCAACAGGUGUUAACGUUGUUACCACCACUGUUGAUGAUGUUGAAACUUUAUACACUACUUUCUGUCCAUUAACUGAAACUAGACCAGUUGAAGGUACCAGUUCAGCUUCUUCUGAAGCCGCUUCAUCUAGUGGUGAUGUUACUUCUACUUCUACUGUUCAAGUUUACACUACUAUCUACAGUGGAUCUUCUGCUCCAGCCUCAUCUGCUCCAGCUUCAUCUGCUCCAGUCUCAUCUGCUCCAGCUUCCUCUGCUCCAGCUUCUUCCGAUGUCACUUCAACUCUUGAAACCUAUAAGACUAUUUCUGAAUCUUCUUCAACUGCUCCUAAACCAACCUCAGUUGCUAAGACCUCUGAAGCUCCAUCUUCUUCUGAUUCUCUUACUGUUGAAACCGAUACUAAUGUUGAAACUGACUUUACCACUUACUGUCCAGAAUCUCACACCUCUGCUCCAGUUAUUUCUACCGGUCCAAGCUCUUACUUCAACACCUCUACUGCUUACACCAACACUUCUUCUGUUCCAGCUACCUCAAAACCAAGUGUUGUUCCAACUACUUUGAGUCACUCUACUAAAGCUCCAACCACUAAGACCCCAGCUAAACCAACCACUGAAGCUCCAGCUCCAUCCACAAAAGCUCCAGUUACUUCUGCUCCAGUUUCAUCUGCUCCAGCUCCAGGUCCAUCUUCAGUUGAUUCUACUUCUGUUGUUGAAUCUACCUCUACUCUUCCAUCUUCUUCUGCUGGUGUUUCAAGCUACGAAGCUGGUGCUGCUUCCAACCAAUUAUCAAUGGCCGGUUUCAUUUCUGCUAUUGCAAUGUUAUUAGCUGUCUUCUAA
Messenger RNA from Hyphopichia burtonii NRRL Y-1933, 2724 nucleotides. It is a transcript of the gene PGA18, whose product is annotated as Pga18p. Lineage: Eukaryota; Fungi; Ascomycota; Pichiomycetes; Serinales; Debaryomycetaceae. The record is from RefSeq and is a predicted model, not a curated record. Bases 1 to 2724 code for a protein of 907 amino acids. The transcript has a single exon.